AUGGCUCCCAACGGCGGUCGCCCCGGCGGCCUGAUGUGCACGUCGCGCGCCUCCUUCAACGGAUCCGAGCGCCACGCCAGCCCGUGGGCCUUCUCGAGUUGGACGUUCGAGAGGAGGUUGCUGUGCGCCGCGCACGCGCUCGUGGGCACGUUCCUGUGCGUCGUCUCCGGCGUGCUGCCGCGCUACUGGAACCAGUACCUCGGGCACGUCGGCCCCGCGGCGUUCAUGUUCGUGCUCGCCGAACUGGAGCGAUGUCCCGGCCCGGGGACGAUCGUGGCGCAGGGCUGGACCGCCAUCGCGGGCGGAGCCUCGUACCUGCUCUACGACCUCGUGAUUCACGGCUGCGGCCUGAACAUCUUCUGCCACGGGCACAGGGAGCAGCACCACAUCGCCAUCAACACCCUGUUCAUCCUGGUCGGCGUCGACAUGGUCGUCCAUCGCAGUAAGUUCAGCGCCGCCCUCGUCGGCAUCGGCUUCGGCGUCUUCGUCUGGCUCCACCCGCAGCCCAACGCGACGGGCAUCCUCAUGCACAAAUUCGCCGGGCUCAUGCUCGCCGUCUUCGCCGUCGCCAGGAUGUGCGACCGCCGCGACCUGUGCCACGUCUCGCUGUACUACGCCGCCUACCUCUUCUUCUACGGCCAGAACGGGUUCAUGGACGUCUACGGCGGAGCGGAGGCGAGGGGCGAGGCCGGAAGCGACGGGUACGUUCCGGCGCGACUCGCCGCGAUCGAUCCCACCGCGUACGCUCUCUUCGUCUGUUCGCUGGCGACGGCGAUGCGAACGGCGACGGAGACGCUGGACGCGGCGUUCGGGGAUGGUAUCGUCGUCGCGGGGGGUGGAGGCGUCGGGGGGUGGGGCAAGGGGCGCGUCAGGGGCGGCACGGCCGGCGUCGGCACGGCCGGCGUCGGCACGACUGGCGGGUUCACGGCUGGCGGGUUCACAGCUGGCGGGUUCGACGCGGGGGAGUUUGCGUUUGAGACGGCGAGGCUGCGCGACGGCUUCGGCGGUGACGACGAGCGCGGGCGCCGGGGGGACUGA
Molecule: messenger RNA, 1038 nt
Organism: Micromonas commoda
Lineage: Eukaryota; Viridiplantae; Chlorophyta; Mamiellophyceae; Mamiellales; Mamiellaceae
Exons: 1
Coding region: 1-1038 (345 amino acids)
Source: RefSeq, a predicted model, not a curated record